AUGUCUGUGCCGCUUCCUCAUGAGGUUCUCGCCACCAAGCGGCGGAAUCUUCUUCCCAACAUUCAGGCUGUCGCCGAGACUCAGAUUUCGCAUUCCGACUUCCAGAAGGGCACCUCUUCGCAAUGGAGCGAUCGCGGAGGUUUCAAGAUCACCCCUCAGGAGGCAAAGAACGCCCGUCUUCCCCAGGCUCGUUCUCAAAUCCUUUCUGCCCUUGAUGCUCUUUCUGACCAAAUGAUCAAACAGAUCCGCGAGUGUCUGAAGGUCUGGAUCUGUUCUCGCUUCGCUCUCGACCGGGAUGGUUAUCCUUUGUACGUGGAGCUCGCUUUCAACGAUAGCCCGGGUGAGAACCCAAAGGCGCAUGCAAAAAUGUUCUUCGAACGCUGCGGUACUCCCGACAAGGUCAUAGGGGAGCUCGUCUCCCUGAUCUCCAAGCGUCCUCUUCAGCCCAUCUACAUCCCCGCUGAUUUCGCCCAUCCUCGCGGUUGGUUCUUCAAGCAAUUGAUCUCACGCCCUGAGCACCGAAAGGCUCUUGGAAUCGCCCUUCUCGGUCACCGCAACCCCAUUCUUUGUCGCCAUUGCUGUCAGUCGUACUUAACGAACAUCAGCUGGAACAAGGAGCACAUCUUAUAUCCCUUCUCGACUUGUGUCUCUAUUAAGGGCUUCAUGAAUGGGAAGUGCGCCAACUGCGUUUGGCACCAAAAGCCCUGCGAGUGGGAGUUCAUGACUGGAUACCAACCGAAGUCCGCUACGGAGGGUCCUCUGGAAUGGCCGCUUCUGGGAAAGGAGACUCCAGCGAAUCCACCGGAUGAGGUUUCAAUUGAUCAAUUGAAUCCAAUGUCUUGUCCUCGUAUUUCCUGCGAGUACCCUUCAAUUGAUGGGUCUGCCGAAACGGACCGUCAACUUCUUGAUGAGUUGCGAGGACCUGCCCUUGAGGAGAGGGCUGAUGAGACUGGUUUUUGGGAGGCGAUGCGUUUCGAGUGA
Molecule: messenger RNA, 981 nt
Organism: Fusarium vanettenii 77-13-4
Lineage: Eukaryota; Fungi; Ascomycota; Sordariomycetes; Hypocreales; Nectriaceae
Exons: 1
Coding region: 1-981 (326 amino acids)
Source: RefSeq, a predicted model, not a curated record